This is a messenger RNA of Moneuplotes crassus, 1385 nucleotides long. Lineage: Eukaryota; Ciliophora; Spirotrichea; Euplotida; Euplotidae. The record is from the annotation of a GenBank genome assembly.
ACACCAUUCCUUCCAGGUCAAAAAUGAUAUUUGUCUAGUCAUGGAUUACGCAGAUGGGGGAGAACUUGAGCACUACCUUGUGAAGCAGGAAGGUUAUAGAGUCAGCGAGAAACAGGCGAAAUUCUUUAUGUUGCAGAUUCUAUCAGCUGUCAGUCAUUGUCAUUCAAAAGGUAUCAUACACCGAGACCUGAAGCCACAGAACAUCUUGAUCACUUACUCUCAGCAUGGAAAUUUAGAUCACAGUCUUUUUGAAAUGGAUCCUAACAAGGAGCCUUAUGAAGAUAUGGUGCUCAAGGUAGUGGACUUUGGGAUAGCCGGGAUUAAGCGUGCUGGCACACGAGGAGAAAGCACUAAUGCUGGCACAGAGAAGUUCAUGGCACCAGAGCUGAAGGACAAGAAAGACAUCUCUGCUACAAAGGCACUUGAUAUUUACUCCCUAGGAAUCAUCCUCUACAUAAUCGUUAUGGGCAAGCAUCCUUUCGUGACUAAGCAUAAGGAUGGCACUCGAACUGUCUCUACUAAGUUGAGAUUUUCAGAUUGGAAGAUUAGCAAGAACUGUAAAGACCUGAUCAAGCGGAUGAUUGAGGAGGACCCAUCCGAGCGAAUCAACAUGUACGAUAUCCUUAACCACGAUUGGUUUAAUCAAAAAUGCGAAUCUGAUGAUUCCUUUUUCCAGGAGUCACCAUCGCCCAAAACAAAAUCGAAGAAAGUUCCAAAUGAAGAUGGUGUCAAGCCAAACAUGUUGUUCGAAAAAUCAUUGAAAAUGAACAUGAUCAAGAACUCAGAUCUCCUUCCAGCAUUCUCAAAAUCAAUAAAAGAAGGCAGCGGAAGGCUCAACUUUAACUUUGACAAACAGAAGGCUAAGAAAACUUUGUGAGCCUCAGGGAAAGCGAAGAAGAAGAGGAAAUUUGGGAAGAAUACUCAGAAAGUUAAGGCUAAGGACAUACUCCAUUUUAAGAAUAAUCCUGGCAAGGGCUAUCACUCCCCUGAAGCUACAUGCAAGGGAAACAUCAAUUUUUCAUCAAUUAAGUUCCAGAAUGGAAGUGUGCGUAAGAAUGCCUAUAAAUAAACUCGUCUCCAGACCAUCCUUUGUGAACAAAAAGUCGCAGGGACUUGAGAGUUAUUAUGAGAAAUCUUCGAAAAUUGCUGAUGGGAUUUCUCCAGUCACACACAAGAACAGUUCUUCGAGUAAUUUAGGGGGAGUUUCUUGGAAAGCCAAGAUUAACAUAGAGAAAAGGAAGGUCCUCAGGUCAAAUAUACGGAAUUACUCCUACUCUAGAGCUAGUGCUAUGAGUUCCAUGAAGCAUGGAACAGUCAACGACCACUACCUAAAUGGCAAUAAAUUUCCAGAGAUUGGUUCGAAACAGUCUCGGUUUUUCAAAUAA